Molecule: messenger RNA, 263 nt
Organism: Acaulospora colombiana
Lineage: Eukaryota; Fungi; Glomeromycota; Glomeromycetes; Diversisporales; Acaulosporaceae
Source: the annotation of a GenBank genome assembly
CAUUACUUUGAAAGUCGCUCGAAAAUAAUCAAUGAGCUUCGCGUCAACAAGAAUAUUAACCCUUAUCCGCACAAGUUCCACGUGGAUCUUUCCAUCCCUGAAUUCAUCCAAAAGUACAGUAGCAUCGAGCCCAAUCAGCAAUUAGAUCAGAAGGUGAUAUCGGUCGCCGGUCGUGUACACGGUCAACGUUCUUCCGGAGCAAAGUUGAUCUUUUACGACUUGCACGGGGGAGGUGCAAGAAUUCAAAUAACAGCUAGAGCGCA